Molecule: messenger RNA, 1077 nt
Organism: Anolis carolinensis (green anole)
Lineage: Eukaryota; Metazoa; Chordata; Lepidosauria; Squamata; Anolidae
Gene: psmc3ip
Product: PSMC3 interacting protein
Exons: 8
Coding region: 123-794 (223 amino acids)
Biological process (GO): homologous chromosome pairing at meiosis; meiotic joint molecule formation; meiotic strand invasion involved in reciprocal meiotic recombination
Cellular component (GO): DNA recombinase auxiliary factor complex; condensed nuclear chromosome
Molecular function (GO): recombinase activator activity; double-stranded DNA binding
Source: RefSeq, a predicted model, not a curated record
CCCCUCUCUAAAUUUUUCUAAGUCUAUGUUUUUUUUAAGGCUUUAAAAAAAAAGAAAAGGGGGCAAGUUUCCGUUUCCGGGUAUUUCUGGUGUGGGGGGUUCUGCUAUUUUCGGUGGUCAAGAUGAGCGGAGGAGGAAAAACCCGGGAGGGAGCCGCGGGAGCUGGUGAAGGUGCAGCUGCUAUCCUGUUGCGAUAUCUUCAGGAGCAAAACCGGCCUCACAGUGCACAGGAUGCCUUUGGCAACUUACAGCGAGAGCAUGGUCUGGGCAAGACGGCUGUAGUGAAAGCACUAGAACAGUUGGCUCAGCAAGGGAAGAUCAAAGAGAAGGUAUAUGGAAAGCAAAAAAUCUAUUUCCCAGAUCAGGAUCGCUUUGGUAAUGUGAGUGAUUCAGAACUCAAAGGCUUGGACAAUGAAAUUUCAGAACUGUCUUGCAAAGUGCAGACUCUCCAACAGAACUGUCGUCACAUGGAGUCAGAACUGAAAGAACUGAAGGGCUCUAUGACAACCCCAGAGAUGGUUAAAGAGAUUGAAGACUUAAAAAAAGAUUGUGCGAAUUACACAGAGAAACUGGAACGAAUUAAAUCGGCUGCAAAUCACGUGACCCCUGAAGAGAAAGAAAAGGUAUACAAUGAGAAGAAGCUGUAUUGCAAAGAAUGGCGUCGCCGGAAGAGAAUGGCAACAGAACUACUUGAUGCAAUCCUUGAAGGCUAUCCUAAAAGCAAGAAACAGUUCUUUGAGGAGGUUGGCAUUGAGACAGAUGAGGAUUUCAAUGUCACUUUACCUACUAUCUGAACCAGGAGCCCAGCUAUUUUAUGAUAUUGUCUACAUAGCACUCCAGUUUCAGUCCUCCGUAUUCUACAUUGCUGUAUAUUUUUGAAAGAAUAUUGCAUUCAGUGAAAAUCAGCAGAACCUGCCUACUGCACUAUUAUUUCUCUCUUCCAACAUCUCUCCUCAGGCCUGUCAGGCUGAUUACUGUUUUGUUUGGAAAGCUUUUAGCUUCAUUACACAGGGUUACCAAGAAGCGCUUGAGAAAAUUGUUCACAGGGGAAAAACAGAAAAUAAAUACUUGAAAUAA